Molecule: messenger RNA, 559 nt
Organism: Trichosurus vulpecula (common brushtail)
Lineage: Eukaryota; Metazoa; Chordata; Mammalia; Diprotodontia; Phalangeridae
Gene: APOC1
Product: apolipoprotein C1
Exons: 4
Coding region: 146-388 (80 amino acids)
Biological process (GO): negative regulation of lipoprotein lipase activity; very-low-density lipoprotein particle clearance; negative regulation of cholesterol transport
Cellular component (GO): high-density lipoprotein particle; extracellular region; very-low-density lipoprotein particle
Molecular function (GO): fatty acid binding; phospholipase inhibitor activity
Source: RefSeq, a predicted model, not a curated record
ACACUCCCGCCCCUCCCCAGCCCUCUUAUAACUGCAGGCCCCUGGACCCUCCCACCCACACCCAACCCAGCCUGCCAGGUCCCUGUUCUGUUCUGACUGGAGCUCCCCCCACACACCCCUUGGCAGAGCCCCCUCCAGCCCCAUCAUGAAGCCAUUUCUGCCCUUUGCUGUGCUGGCGGUGCUUGUCUGCUUUUUGGCAGAAGGCCCCAGGCCAGCCCAGGCUUCCUCGAGUGUGGCAGAGAAGUUUGAAGAAUUCGGGCACAAAGUGAAGGAUCUGGCAGAAAAUAUAGCUAGCAAGACCAAGGAAGCCUUCAGGGAAUUCUCCACCAAAGCUAGGAACUGGUUCAAGCACACUUUCCAGAAAAUAAAAGACACCUUCUCCAAGUAACACUAGAAGACCAUAUACCCCAGGCUCACUCUCCACUGGGCCGAAGCCAGUAUCCUUCCCACCUGAAGAAAGGGCCUCUGAAAGGGUUCCCCCCUUCCUUCUGUCUGCUCCCUCCAGCCCCUGAUCCUAGCUCACUGACUCUAACAUAAUAAAGGUUUUACAGCCCUUGCA